This is a messenger RNA of Xenopus tropicalis (tropical clawed frog), 1640 nucleotides long. It is a transcript of the gene slc2a5, whose product is annotated as solute carrier family 2 member 5. Lineage: Eukaryota; Metazoa; Chordata; Amphibia; Anura; Pipidae. Gene Ontology annotation, biological process: transmembrane transport. Gene Ontology annotation, cellular component: membrane; sarcolemma; plasma membrane. The record is from RefSeq and is marked provisional. Bases 43 to 1596 code for a protein of 517 amino acids. Gene Ontology annotation, molecular function: transmembrane transporter activity. The transcript has 12 exons.
CUCCGAUCGGAGGAACUGGAGAGUUUAGGGGCUGCAUAAACCAUGGCAUCACAAGAAAAAAAGGAGGAGCCUGAUGAGAGGAAGGGGAGGCUGACUGCAACACUGAUUCUGGUGACACUUGUUGCAACUUUUGGGUCUUCAUUUCAGUAUGGAUAUAAUGUGGCUUCCGUCAACUCUCCUUCUCCGUUUAUGAAAGACUUCUACAACAGCACCAACAUUGAACGCGUGGGCUCACCCUUGGAAGAUGCCUUCCUAACUUUGUUAUGGUCUCUUACUGUGUCUUUGUACCCACUGGGUGGGUUUUUUGGAUCCUUACUGGUGGGUCCCCUGGUCAGCAAAUUGGGCAGGAAAGGUACGUUGCUGUUCAACAAUAUCUUUUCCAUCAUCCCAGCCAUACUAAUGGGAACCAGUGUAGUGGCCAAAACAUUUGAAGUAAUCAUAGCCUCGCGAUUGUUUGUAGGAGUUUGUGCAGGUCUCUCCUCCAAUGUUGUUCCAAUGUACGUGGGUGAAAUGUCUCCAAAAAAUCUUCGAGGAGCUAUAGGAAUAAUGCCCCAGUUGAUGAUAACAGUCGGCAUCUUAAUGGCACAGAUUUUUGGAAUCAGAUACAUUCUUGGAAAUACAGAAGGUUGGCCAAUAUUACUGGCUCUCACUGGAAUCCCUGCUGUACUGGAGCUUGCCUUCCUGCCUUUCUUCCCAGAGAGUCCAAGAUAUACACUGCUACACAAGGGCAAUGAGGACAAAGCAAAGAAAGCUCUUCAGCGUCUAAGAGGAUGGGAAGAUGUGGAUAGUGAGAUAAAGGAGAUGUAUCAGGAAGACCAAUCAGAAAAGGCUGAAGGACAGUUAUCAGUCAGAAACCUUUGUACUUUCCGCCCCCUGCGAUGGCAGCUAAUCUCCAUUAUUGUCAUGAACAUGGGACAACAGCUUUCAGGGAUAAAUGCGGUGUAUUAUUAUGCAGACAGUAUAUAUAAAUCAGCGGGGGUUAAAGAGGAAACCAUACAGUAUGUUACAGUGGCAACAGGAUCUGUCAAUGUACUCAUGACUCUGGCUGCAGUUUUUAUUGUUGAUUCUUGGGGGAGACGAGUGCUGCUGCUUUCAGGUUUUGGGACUUGUUGCAUCUCUUGUGUUGUGCUAACCAUUGCUCUUGUGUAUCAGACAACAGUGUCAUGGAUGCCAUAUCUCAGCAUUGCCUGUAUCAUUAUCUACGUUAUUGGCCAUGCCAUUGGUCCAAGUCCUAUCCCCUAUGUGAUUACCACUGAGAUGUUCCGUCAGGCUUCCCGCCCUGCAGCUUUUAUGAUUGCAGGGAGUGUUCAUUGGCUGUCUAACUUCAUUAUUGGGCUCAUCUUUGAAUUCCUUAUGAAUGGAUUGGGUGCCUAUUGUUUCAUCCUAUUUGCUGCAAUCUGCUUGGCUACAUUUAUUUUCAUUUACAUUGUGGUUCCUGAAACCAAAGGCAAGACAUUCCUUGAGGUCAGUCAGCUUAUGGCUAAAAGAAAUGGACUGGAGGAAACAGUGGACUCAAAAGAAUUUCAAGAUCUAAACCCACCAUCCAAUGAGAUCCAACAGGAAGAAAAGAAUACAGUAAUCCUAACACCAUUAUGAUUAGGCAUCUUAUUCUCUCUUAUAAAAGCCUUUAUCAUAUAAAA